CGUGCUUUUCGAUUACUCACGAAGACGGUAAACUUUGUCUUGAGAUAGUCAGUUAUCUUCAAAGCUCUAGACGGGAACGGCUCCGUCAUAGGAGCCUAAUGGGCCAGAACAAAUCGAGCAUGGCAGAUGAUUCAGUUCGAUUUCAGAGCCAUCUUCACACAACACCGUCUUCAGCUGCCCGGAUGUCUACAAGACAGCCAAUCAAGCCGGAUCCGUUGGAGCUGCAGCCAGUCAAACAAACAGCAGACAGACUCCGCGCUGACAUUGCACAUACGGGUAACUUGGACCCCUUUGAUGAUUUUCUUCCCAGCAGGCCAAGAGCUGCGAUGACGACACUUCACUCGCCUCACAUGUCGGCUGACGGCACAUCUAACGUUUUGGAUGGUUUAGAAAUUAUUUCUGUUGACGAGCCGGAAGGAAAUGGAAGGAAACCGAUUGCUGCUGCUGCUGCUGCUGCUGCUGCAAGAGAAGGCGUGGGCGCGGUCAGUGAAAUGAGUGACGAAGAAAUUGCUUGGAAAUUGUGGCGUGAGGAGAAUGAAGCUGUACAGCAACGUUUGCCUGGUAGAUAUCAUGCCGAUGAUGAGCAGCUGGCGAGAAUUCUGCAAGAAGAGUUUGAUCUAGAAGCGAGGCAUAUACGAGAGCAAAAUGUCAUUGCUCAGAUUGAAGAACCUAUGCCACAACAUGGAAUUAGGAUAAUUCAGGAUAGUCAGAGACGAUCAGUCCCAGUAAUGAAUAAUUUGCAGUCUACACCUCUGUCAGAUCAUGCUAAGGAGAAGGAUGGUGUACACAUAGAAUCAGAGCAUCAUCGCAUGAGAGAACAACUAGACAGGGACUUGCUCGACAUAGACACUCCAGAGCAAGCAAGGAAGACACAAGGAACAACAGACACGUCAACAGAAUCAUCUCUAGAUGAAAUAACUACGGAAGACGUACAUCAAGAACUAAUUAAUCCAUUGAGUUUGAACAACAGCACAAGUCAAGAUUAUGUUCAAUUGUCUGAAGAUCGGCGAGCGGCCGUUGCUGAUACACCACUAUCGAUGAUCAAUGACUUUCGAAGUGAGAUUACCAUAGAUGACGAAGAGCAACCUACACUGGAGAUUAUUGAAAGCACACAUCUACCACGGUCACAAAGAGAGAGAGUUGAACUCCCAACUCCUCCAUUACAGCAUCGUUUUGCACGACCGGGGCAAGCAGAUGUUGAGGAGCAUCCUCUUCUGCAACUAAUACGUGCUAUGCGGUCGCCCACCUCCUUCGAGGAUCUAAUCGAUAUUGAAGAGAGGCUCGGAUGCAUGAUGAGAGGAGCAGAUGAAAGGAUGAUCAGAUCGACAACCUUUGCUCACAAGUUCAUUAAAGGCUCUGCUGGUGAAGACAACAAGUGUACAGUCUGUAUGUGUGAAUUUGUGGAAAAAGAGGAUGUCAGGCGACUGCCGUGCAUGCAUUUGUAUCAUGUCGAGUGCAUCGACGAAUGGCUCAAGCGCAAUAGGAUCUGCCCUGUCUGCAGAGUACGGAUUGAUGCACAGUAGAUCAUGAAACACCACAAACCGUGAACUGUCGGUAUGACAUACUACGGAUAGUGUUACAUCUAAUGUGUUUAGUUCAGUAAAUUCUGCUUAGCCGGCAUUUGUAUGGCCAAGUUUUGUAGGCUCAUGAAUGAGCAAUAUUGAGCUUUGGGUUUUGCUUUUGUGGCAUGUAACAUGCAGUAAGUCUAAUAAUCUUGUCUAAUGAUGAA
Molecule: messenger RNA, 1729 nt
Organism: Corticium candelabrum
Lineage: Eukaryota; Metazoa; Porifera; Homoscleromorpha; Homosclerophorida; Plakinidae
Exons: 11
Coding region: 99-1523 (474 amino acids)
Cellular component (GO): nucleus
Molecular function (GO): ubiquitin protein ligase activity
Source: RefSeq, a predicted model, not a curated record